Carassius carassius (crucian carp) is the source of this 747-nucleotide messenger RNA. Its product is annotated as cystatin-B-like. The record is from RefSeq and is a predicted model, not a curated record. Bases 338 to 652 code for a protein of 104 amino acids. The transcript is spliced from 4 exons. Gene Ontology annotation, cellular component: cytosol. Lineage: Eukaryota; Metazoa; Chordata; Actinopteri; Cypriniformes; Cyprinidae. Gene Ontology annotation, molecular function: cysteine-type endopeptidase inhibitor activity.
CAAGCAUCACAUUGAAAUCGGUAAUUGAAAAAAAAAAAGGAAAUACAUUUCAAGUUGAAAAACCUCUCGUCUUAAAACUAUUUUCAAGUUUAGGUUUUAGGACGCUAUUUUGAACUAUUUGACUUGCCGUACAUCCAGUCGCGCUUCUUGCGCACGCUAGUUCUGAUCGUACGUAUAGUAACUCAGCAACUACGCAAGAAUUGUAGUAUGUUUGCGUAAAGGGGAACAGACAUUCCGAGGGGAACAGAAUCGACUGCUACAUCGGGACGAUUCCUCAAGCGCAUUUUUUAAUUGCUAAGGGAUAUUUUCAACACCGCGGCAGCUGCACACUGCAGUAAUGUCAAUGUGUGGAGGCUGGAGUCCAGUGAAACCGGUCACUCUAGAGGUGAUAAAGAUUUGCCUUGAGAUGAGGAAACUGAUUGAGGACAGAGUUGUGAAUGGAAAUGAUUCGAAGGUUUACAUUCCUUCGGUCUAUUCUUCUCAGGUUGUGAAUGGAAAAAAUUAUGUGGUCAAGGUGUUUCUUGGUGGAAGCGAUGAUGGAGUGUGUGUUCAUGCGAAGAUACAUCAGGCUCUUCCCUGUAAUGGAGGAAAGCUGACACUGUCUGGAUUCAUGUUUCCUAAAACCUUCGAUGAACAUCUGGAACCCUUCUGAACACAUCUAACCAAAUACAGAAUCAGACAUGUCAAAUUCAACGAGCUGUAGAGGAACUGUUGAGAUUCUUCAAUAUUAAACUCUGUAUUCAAACA